GUAGUAAACAUAAAACGAAGCAAUGUUCUCAGGUGGCGUGGUCCUUAAAUCAGCGUGAAUUCCUUCAUAUCUAUGUUUGUAUUUUUGUCUUGUAACAACUAUACACUAUUAAUUCUUCGUUUCAGAAUCAACUCGUCUUAGUAAACUUUGAAUCUCCUCAGGCUAGCUUAACUUGCUAGCUGCUAACAAAAGACUCGGAAGUGAUAAACACAUCGCUAAGCAGAGAUCGAGUGUGAGUGUAAAGUGUUGUGAUUGUGUGAAAAUGUGUAAAGUACAAAUGCUGAGAACGUUGGUGAAUCAGCGAUUAACUGCGGCUGUUGAAGAAAUAUUUGUAGUGUUGGAAAGAACGAUAGCAGAGUACGAGGAGGAACUUUCGCGAACAAAAGAGGAGAACGAGCGACAACGUCAACUACUGGACGCUGUUUUCAAGAAGCCUCAAGAUGAACUACGCAGACAAGACAUCACUAAAGAAAAUCCUCCCUCUAACCAGCAGGAGUGGAGCUUCAAGGUGGAGCAGGAGCAGCCACACAUUAAAGAGGAAGAGGAGGAUCACAGCAUCAGUCAGGAGGAUCUUGGAGGGUGGGAGGAGUUCCCAGAUAUUUUUGUGCCCGUGAAGAUCAGAGAUGAUGAAGACAAAGGUGAAAGUGAGGAGAAGAGAGAAGUGGAGCUUCCAAUCAGCAGCUCAACUCAACACAUGACAACAGAAGCUGAUGGAGACCACUGUGGAGGAUCACAAGCAGACAACCUCUUAGCUCCACUAUCAGAUAGUGACGACACAACGUCACACUCUCCUGACACUGAUGAUGAAGACUCUAAAGCUGAUAUGACAUGUCACACUGACAACACACACUUUAAAUGCUCCCAUUGUGACAAAACCUUUGGCGACAAGAAAACUCUGAAGAGACACAUGGUUUGUCACGCUGACAGAAAAUGGAAAUGCUCUCAAUGUGGCAAAGCUUUUAACAGCAAGUCAUAUUUGAACAGGCACAUGAGGAUCCACACAGGAGAAAAACCAUACACCUGCUCAGUUUGUUGUCACGCGUUCUCUCAAAACUCAAGUUUGACAUCACACAUGAGAAGACACACUGGAGAAAAACCUUUUUCUUGUUCAUUCUGUGAUUUACGCUUUGUACGGAGUGAACAUAUGAAAACACACAUGAGAAUACACACUGGGGAAAAACCAUAUGUCUGUUCAGUCUGUGGCGCAUGUUUUGUACGAAGUCAAAAUUUGAAAAGACACAUGAGAAGACACACAGGAGAAAAACCAUAUUCCUGUUCAAGAUGCAACAGAACCUUUUCUGACAAAACAACUUUUACAAGACACACAAGAAGACACACUGGUGAGAAAGUGUUCAGUUGCAGUGUGUGUGGUGAAAGAUUCUUAUAUAAGUACCAGCUUAACAAGCACAAGUGUGCUGGUGAGAACAGCAGCAGUACCGUAAAUGAAGUUGCACGACUUGAAAUAAACUGUCAAGAAUAAUAACGUCUUAGCAUCACUCCAUAUAAUGUGACAUUGUUGUGUGUAACACAUGCUUGUUAAUAUGCUUCCACUGUUUAAACACAA
Messenger RNA from Dunckerocampus dactyliophorus (ringed pipefish), 1564 nucleotides. RefSeq names its product oocyte zinc finger protein XlCOF6.1-like. NCBI's taxonomy places the organism in Eukaryota, Metazoa, Chordata, Actinopteri, Syngnathiformes, Syngnathidae. The transcript is spliced from 2 exons. Gene Ontology annotation, molecular function: RNA polymerase II cis-regulatory region sequence-specific DNA binding; DNA-binding transcription factor activity. The record is from RefSeq and is a predicted model, not a curated record. The coding region runs from base 263 to 1480 and encodes 405 amino acids. Gene Ontology annotation, biological process: regulation of transcription by RNA polymerase II.